AUGCUAGGAUCUUCAGCAGCCGCGGUUAUCACCUUCGACGGACAGCACGUCCCUUAUUACGUAACGUACCAGAGCGGUGACUACAGAUGCAAGCCCUACCGAAAAUCCGUCCAAUACUGCAGAACCUGCGGCGGCAUCAGACACCGACAGGAUAUCUGUCCUCAGCCGAGGGCCACGUUCUGCUACACAUGCAGGCGCGAUGGGGUCACGGAAGAACAUGACUGUCACCUGAAGUGCAAGAUUUGCGGCGGAGACCACGAAACGGCAGGCAAGGAAUGCAAGAAGAAACUCCGUAAGAACCCGCCCCCGUACCAACUUCGCCGCAUCAAAUCGCAGGAGUCGAAAUACCUCCACGUCAUUGCAGCACUGCUACCUGACAUCGCUGACGCCAUAGACGAUGUGCUCGCCUCCACUCCAUCGGAGAAGGCCUACGACGAACUAAAGAGCACCGUCCUGAAACGUCUUGAGGUGUCCGAACAGAGCAGGCUUCAACAACUCCUGUCUCAUGAAGAGCUUGGUAACCAGCGUCCCUCGCAACUACUCCACCGAAUGCGUCAGCUGCUGGGCCAACAAGCGUCAGAGGAGCGUCAACAGCCAUUGCUUCGCGAGUUGUUUUUGCAGAGACUACCACAGUCAACACGGAUGAUACUCGCUGGCUCGGACGACGUGGCUCUCGAGCGUCUGGCUCAACUCGCCGACCGCAUCGCCGACUGCACCGAGCGAUCAAAAAUGCCUAUUGCUGCAGCGGGAAUGUCCGAACAUGCAGACCGGUUAGGUCGCUUAGAGGACAGAGUUGACCGACUUACUGCAGCAGUCGAAAACCUCGCCCUGUCCAACAAACACCGUCCUGCACGGUAUCGUUCGUCGUCCCGUGCUGGAAGCCUGCAGCACUGCGGCCACUCAAGCGACGCAGAGCAGAGCGUCUGCUGGCACCACCGCCGUUUCAGAGAGCAAGCCACUCGCUGCACCCAACGUACCAUGCUCGUGGGCGUGAAACGCACCAGCCAGUCGCUAACGGCGGAGUGCGACACCGGCCAUCGCUCAAGCCACCUCUUCUUCGUUGUCGACCGCAUCACCGGCACACGCCUCCUUGUCGAUACCGGAGCUGAGCUCUCUAUCCUACCAGAAACUGCUCAACAUCGCCGACGCGGCAAGUCCAUUUCCAGUCUAAUUGCAGUCAAUAAUACUGCUAUUGCAUCAUAUGGAGUUCAGUCAAUGACGAUAGACAUCGGACUCAGCCGCACAUAUCGAUCGCUCUCCGUCGUGGCCGACGUCAGAAUUGCCAUCCUGGGAGCGGACUUUCGGAGCCACUUCAAUCUUGACGUUAGCGUUCGCGAUCGUCAUCUCAAGGACAACGUCACUUCGCUCGCUGUUCUCGGACUGAAGUCUGACCUGUCCUCAUGCGGCAUUUGCACUUUCAACCCAGAGUCAAACUUCCAAAAUAUUCUGGCUGAAUUCCCUGAAAUCACCAAACCUCGGAACACCGAACUGCCAAUUAAGCACAAGGUGACGCAUCACAUUGUCUCCACCGGACCGCCCGUCACCGCUAGACCUAGGAGGCUCGCUGGACAAAGACACGAAGUCGCUCGCCGUGAGUUCGACCACAUGCUCCAGCUCGGCAUUAUUCGACCUUCUUCCAGCAACUGGUCUUCUGCGCUGCACAUGGUGCUAAAACAAGAGCCUGGUGACUGGCGGCCUUGUGGUGAUUAUCGGGUACUCAAUGCUGUGACAACGGCAGAACAAUAUCCCCUGCCUCAAAUCCAUGAUUUCAGCGCUCGCCUCAUGGGAACGACCAUCUUCACCAAGCGGGAACUGUUGGCCGCUUAUUACCAGAUUCCCGUAGAGCCGAGCGACAUCCCAAAGACGGCCUUAACAACACCUUUCGGCCUCUUUGAAUUUGUUCGUAUGCCAUACGGACUGAAGAACGCGGCACACAAUUUCCAGCGUUUCAUGAAUGAGGUCACUCGCGGACUGCUCUUUGUCUUCGUCUACUUAGACGACAUUUUGGUCGCCAGCAAAACGCGGGAAGAGCACGGAAAUCACCUGCGCCUCCUCUUCGAGCGUCUUGACGAGCACGGUCUGGUUUUGAAGCCCCAAAAGUGUAUGUUUCGUGUUGAAGCACUAGAUUUUCUAGGUCAUCGAAUCACCGCGCAAGCGAUCUUGCUGCUCGAAUCACGGGUACAAGCAGUUAUGGAAUUUCCCACGCCUACCUCUUCCCGCAAGUUGCGCGAGUUUUUCGGGCUGAUCAACUUCCAAGGGCGCUUCAUCCCAUCCUGUGCACACAUUCUACAGCCGCUAACUGACUUGCUGCGCCGGGACUCCAAGAAAACGCCCGAGUUUCACUGGUCAGCGGAGCACGAAAAAGCCUUCCAGGACGCCAAAACUCAGCUUGCCUCCGCAACGCUUCUGAUGCACCCGCUUUCCGACUCGCCAACGCGGCUCAUAGUUGACGCUUCAACGACGGCAGUGGGAGCAGUGUUGCAACAAUACGACGGCAAGGACUGGAAACCGAUAGGUUUUAUUUCGAAACGUCUGAAACAGGCGGAAGGUUACAGAUACCUGCUCACAUGUGUCGACCGCUUCUCACGGCCUGAGGCGACGCCGAUUCUGGACAUCGCAGCUGGGACCGUCGCACAGGUGUUUGUGGCCACAUGGGUUUCACGCUAUGGCUGCCCACUGCGCAUAACGACUGAUCGCCGCCGACAAUUCCAGAGCAACCUAUUCUCUACGCUGGCAAAGCUUCUAGGAACGCGACUCCAGUACACGACGGCUUACCACCCAGCGAGCAAUGGAAUGGUUGAGCGUCUACACCGCCAACUGAAGGCAUCUUUAACGGCCAAAUUGGAUAGAGAGCACUGGGUGGAGAAGCUCCCUCUCGUUCUUCUGGGCCUGCGUCCGCGAUAA
Dermacentor silvarum is the source of this 2904-nucleotide messenger RNA. RefSeq lists its product as uncharacterized. Gene Ontology annotation, biological process: DNA integration; proteolysis. Bases 1 to 2904 code for a protein of 967 amino acids. The record is from RefSeq and is a predicted model, not a curated record. Gene Ontology annotation, molecular function: aspartic-type endopeptidase activity; nucleic acid binding. The transcript has 3 exons. NCBI's taxonomy places the organism in Eukaryota, Metazoa, Arthropoda, Arachnida, Ixodida, Ixodidae.